AUGUUUAUUCAACUAAUAUUAUUUUAUUCUAUUAUUGCAGUACGUGGUGAUUAUGAAUAUGCUGCUGAUGAACUUGAAGAAGAUGAAGGACCAUGUGGGAAACAUGAAGAAGUGGAUGAAUGUUUCAUGAACUGUUUAGGAUAUCCUCCAAGUUGUGAAUAUCCUAGAGGAUAUGAAAUAGUUGAAGUAUUCAAAGAUGUUGAAUGUAUAUGUGAAGAAGCAUGUGUUUGUGAAUCUGGAUAUGUUAGAGAGGAAUGGGGAGUCCCCUCACCUUGUGUUUCAAUAUUUGAUUGUCCAAAGAAUGAACGAGUGAUAGAUGUAAUUAAAGAAGAUUAUCAUAAAUGA
Molecule: messenger RNA, 345 nt
Organism: Meloidogyne enterolobii
Lineage: Eukaryota; Metazoa; Nematoda; Chromadorea; Rhabditida; Meloidogynidae
Source: the annotation of a GenBank genome assembly